Messenger RNA from Tripterygium wilfordii, 1233 nucleotides. RefSeq lists its product as uncharacterized. The record is from RefSeq and is a predicted model, not a curated record. Lineage: Eukaryota; Viridiplantae; Streptophyta; Magnoliopsida; Celastrales; Celastraceae. The coding region runs from base 101 to 901 and encodes 266 amino acids. The transcript is spliced from 2 exons.
AAAGACCUCCUUACUAAUUAGUCAUUUCCUCUUCCCCUUCACAUCAUCUCCACUCUUUUGGUUCCUUGAAUCAAGCCCUAAUUUCACACACAUAGUGGCCAUGGCAGCUCCGGACAUGACAAUGAAGCUUCUGAUCGACACCAGAGGCCGCAGAGUCCUCUAUGCCGAAGCAGGUAAAGACGUUGUCGACUUUCUAUUUAGUAUUCUGUCACUGCCUCUUGGUUCUGCCACAAGGCUUCUUACUUCGAAUGAAAUGGUGGGUAGCGUUGGAAAUCUGUACCUUAGUAUUAAGGAUUUGAACGAUGCGUAUAUGCUGCCCAAAAAAAAAGAAAUGCUUCUGAAUCCAGUACUCACAAACCCUAUUGCUGCAAAUGCCCCUCUUUUGAUGCCAACUAAUCAUCAACCAUCAACCAAGAAGCCCUUGUAUAGGUGUUGUAAAGGCAACGGUCAAACGUUCAGUCAUAGUGCCAGUUCCUUCUCAUUUGGUCCCAGCAGUCAAAUGUCGAGUCCCAGCGGUCGGUGUGAUCCAUAUGUGACAUAUAACUUUAACGAACGUUGUCCAAAUUGCAAUAACUUGAUGAACUCCAACGUGAAGAUUGUUGGUCAAGUGGAGGAGGGGUCGUCUUCUUUCGAGGGUGGUUUGGUGCAGGGAUUGGUGACUUAUAUGAUAAUGGAUGAUCUGGUAGUGAAGCCUUUGUCUACCAUUUCAAGUAUUGAUUUGUUUCACAUAUUCAAUGUCAAGGAAAUGGGUUCUCUUGAAGAGAAGAAGGUUAAUCUAACCAUGGGUGAGGGUAAGAAGUUGCUGAAGGCUUCUUUACAGUCUAAGACUGUGCUCACGGAUAUUUUCUUUGAAGAAAAGAUGUUUGCAGAGGAAAAGAUAUCAAUGGAUUCAGUUGACUGAUUUUGUUGCUCCUUUACAUAGCCACAGUUGGAGAUUUUGUUAAUAGGCCGGUGCUAGACUGCUAGGAAUAUCUCCACUUUCUUGGCUGUAGUCUGUUUGUCUUUGUUGGAUGCUGUUUUGGAUUUUAGUCAGGGCAAUAUCUCGGUCAUCUUUAGUUCUCGUUUUAUGAGUGGCUUUGAAUCCUUCUUCUUGAAGAGAAUAUUCAGUUUGUAGUUUUGUAUGCUCACGGUCUUUUACUGUUAAUGUGACAGUUGCUGUAAAUAUAAGGGAGAUAGACUUUUCACGCUGGGAGGUCAUCAAAAUAGGGAAAUUUUCAUCUUUGGUUGAAUUCU